AUGGGUUAUUGGGUUGACUUAAGAGAUUGGCUUUGUAAAGAUCCUGCUAAGCUCGUAAGACAUCUAGUAUUGUUUAUCUGUUGUAUAAUUGUUGUAGUGCAGUUAACUGAAUGCUUCGAAAAAUUAAAGCACCCACCGAUUUCUACGCACUCGUAUUAUAUUUUAAAUGAAACUAUACAGAUGCCAGCUAUUACGAUAUGUCGUGAACCUGCUUACAAGGAGGAAGUGUUGACUAAUAUUGCCGGACGCUAUUGUUCACAUCCCAAAUAUGAUACUUGUUGGUUUCACUACCCUUUCGGUGUAGUGGACUUGGAAGAAUUCUUUAUGAAUUCCACAUUUAAUCAAAAUGAAACUUUUCUUCCCUUCCAAUACGGGCUAAAUGGAUUAAGUGAGAAUGUGGAAAUCACCAGUAGCCUACAUUUCUAUAAUGGCCGUUGCUUUACUAUGCGCCCUCGAAUACUUCUUCAGCGAGCUACCAAAAAUUCCGGUUAUUCGAUGAUAUUGACCCAUCAUAUUCAAAGUGAUCAUCAAUAUUUCUAUUACGAAACCGAACCUGGUUGGCAUUUAUUUAUUCAUGAUAGCACAGAAAAUUUUACAGAAAUCAGUAUGAAAGCAUCUGGCCGUGUUGAGUACGUUUUUAUUAGAAGAAAUGAAGAAAUCGAAAUUAAAUUACAAACAAAGUGCUUCGUUAAAGUGGAAGGUAACGAAAACCUGUGUUCUACGUUAAACGAUUACAGCGAUCUCAAGAGUGGCGAAAUAUGCAUAUGGGAAGAUUUGGCCAGCAAAGCGAAUUGCACAGGUCCUUGGAUGUAUGAUAUACCCCAUCAGCCCCCAUGUUCGUCGUGCAGUUCAAUGACACAUCUUAUAAGAGAGUAUAAAGGAGCUUAUGACAGCGAGGAAAAGAACGCUUGCAAUUGCAUACCACCAUGUGAGUCGCAUUUAUUCUCGGCUUACAUACAAAGUCGCCGAAAUUUCCACCAACCAGAACCGAACACCCAAAUUUGGAUCUAUUAUACAACAAAGCUAAUAUCGAUGGUGGAGGAACGUCCUAAUUACGAUACCAUACAAUUUAUUGCGGAUGUAGGUGGUUCGUUAGGCUUCCUAUUGGGUCUAUCAGUUUUGGGUUUAAUUGGUAUACUACAGCAUGUAAACAUACGUUAUAUCGAUAUAGUCAAUAUAUGAUAUGUCUUAACGUUCCUUAACACCCUUCCAGUUAACUUUGGUAAUGUGUGGCGGCGUUAAUGGUAGCGGCCUCGU
Glossina fuscipes is the source of this 1257-nucleotide messenger RNA. RefSeq lists its product as uncharacterized. The record is from RefSeq and is a predicted model, not a curated record. Gene Ontology annotation, cellular component: membrane. The transcript has 8 exons. Gene Ontology annotation, molecular function: ligand-gated sodium channel activity. Lineage: Eukaryota; Metazoa; Arthropoda; Insecta; Diptera; Glossinidae. The coding region runs from base 1 to 1182 and encodes 393 amino acids. Gene Ontology annotation, biological process: sodium ion transmembrane transport.